This is a messenger RNA of Betta splendens (Siamese fighting fish), 2241 nucleotides long. It is a transcript of the gene tnfaip1, whose product is annotated as tumor necrosis factor, alpha-induced protein 1 (endothelial). The transcript has 7 exons. Gene Ontology annotation, biological process: protein homooligomerization; negative regulation of Rho protein signal transduction; proteasome-mediated ubiquitin-dependent protein catabolic process. The coding region runs from base 533 to 1504 and encodes 323 amino acids. NCBI's taxonomy places the organism in Eukaryota, Metazoa, Chordata, Actinopteri, Anabantiformes, Osphronemidae. Gene Ontology annotation, molecular function: ubiquitin-protein transferase activity; protein binding. Gene Ontology annotation, cellular component: Cul3-RING ubiquitin ligase complex. The record is from RefSeq and is a predicted model, not a curated record.
ACUCGAAUGUCUGUUGAACGUCCAACGUCAAACUAACUUCACCGCGGUAUGGAAUGUUAGAUCACUAUAAGUGGGCGUUUUUUUGUUUCUUGUUUUUGUUUUGUUUGUGAGGUAAGAAAAGAGAGAUGAUGUGUAGAUACAGUAGGUGGCGGUAAUGCGUUGUAGGACGCAAGCUGCCAUUACAAAACAAAAAAAAAGAAGAGGAAGAAGUAUGCGCCCAACCGAGCCGAGAAGAAAGAAAGAGAAGUCCGGUUUUAGUCCUUUUAAUAACCCGAAUCUUGUGGACGUUUGUGUCGAAAAAGAUACUGGCCCUCGAGGACUGCAGUUUGACACCCCUGGUUUAAACGCUGUCACUCAGUGUAAAAUGUUGUGUGGAGUGCCAUGGAAAGUUCAGCUGCAAUUCAGCUUGGUUUGUUCCUUCAGGAAUGAUCGAGGUCAGUGAGAGUGUGUGGUGGCUUUAUAAGUAGCUACCACCACGGCGGGGGAACCGCGGACCUCCGUAUUCAGGGUGGUCAUCUACCUCCAAAAGGACAUGUCUGGAGACAGUUGCCUGCCUCAGCAUCACAGCUCCUCCUCGUCCCCAGCCCCUCAUCUGGCCUUUCCCAAAGCCAAGGCCUGCAGUCAUCAAGGAGCAAGUGGACUGGGCAACAAGUAUGUCCGGCUUAAUGUUGGCGGGAGCCUGUUUUACACUACGGUACAAGUACUGACCAAACAGAACUCCAUGCUUAAAGCCAUGUUCAGUGGAAAGAAGGAAGUCUUCACUGAUAAAGAUGGUUGGAUACUGAUCGAUCGCAGUGGGAAACAUUUUGGCAGCAUCCUGUGCUACUUGAGGGAUGGUACAGUCUCUUUACCCAAAGGUCGUCAGGCUGUCCAGGAGCUUUUUGCUGAGGCAAAGUAUUACAGCAUCCAGGGCCUGUUGGAUCUUUGUGAAAACACCCUGCAGGACAAUAAAGAGGAGCCCCUGUGUGUUGUACCUGUGGUCACCUCCAUCAAGGAGGAGGAAAGGCUCAUCCAUUGUUCCACCAAGCCUGUGGUUAAGCUGGUGUACAACAGAAGUAACAACAAGUACUCCUACACAAGUAACUCAGAUGACAACCUUCUGAAGAACAUUGAGCUCUUCGACCGGCUGUCUCUCAGCUACAGUGGCAGAGUCCUCUUCAUCAAAGACGUGAUCGGAGAUGAGAUAUGCUGCUGGUCCUUUUACGGCCAGGGCCGAAAGCUGGCUGAGGUGUGCUGCACUUCUAUUGUCUAUGCCACAGAGAAGAAGCAAACCAAGGUGGAGUUUCCUGAAGCUCGUGUCUAUGAAGAGACUCUGAACACUUUGCUGUAUGAGACGAUGCCACUGCCCGACAACUGGCUGCUGGAGGCCACGCGUCGAAGCUACAACUGUGGCUCUCACAGCGAGGAGGAGGAGGGAGUUGGGGGAGCCGAGCUUCGCGAGCGAGUCCGUCGGAUCCACGUGAAGAGAUACAGCACAUACGACGACCGGCCACUGGGACACUGAGCCUGAAAAAAAAACCAAAAACAAAUAGUCCCACAGUGGGGAAAUUUGUUCUCUGCAUUUGACCCAUCCCCCUUGGGGGAGCAGUGAGCUGCCAAAUGAGCUGUGCUCGGGGAACUUUCACGAAGUGUCUUGCUUAGGGAAACACCUGAUGCAGAGGCGGGGGAUCGAUCCACAGACCCUUUGCCUUGCGAGGUCGACGCGCUACCAACUGAGCUACCAGGCUGCUAAAGCCUUGUUAUGUUUGACCAUGGACAGAAACUGAAAUCUGUUGAUGCUUAUUCAUGCUUAUUUGGAAAGUGGAUGAGACCACCCUUUGCGGGUAGUCUCAUCCACUUUCCACGCUCGGGUCCUCUACCAGAGGCCAGGGAGCUUGAGGGUUCUGCGCAGUAUCCUUGCUGUUCCUAGGACUGUACUUUUCUGGACUGAGAUGUUGGAUUUAUUUCCAGGGAUCUGUUGUAGCCACUCCUCCAGUUUGGAGGUCACUGCCCCCAGUGCUCCGAUCAUCACAGGCACUUUUAUAUUUCAUAUCGAUAGAUCUUUGUUCAUUCAAGAGUCAAAACCACCUUCUGCCAAAGAUUAACCCGUUUUUAGUUUGACCACAGUUAUUGUGGCUUUGAUGCAUUUUAAUGCUUAUUUUCCAGAUGUGAAGAUGAAAGUUGUCAGUCAAUUAUUUGUUUUCAUUUAGUUUGUAAUGUGCAGAAAUCUACAUUAAUUCAUUAAAUUGUUGGGAAAAAUUA